Messenger RNA from Phaedon cochleariae (mustard beetle), 3237 nucleotides. The record is from the annotation of a GenBank genome assembly. Lineage: Eukaryota; Metazoa; Arthropoda; Insecta; Coleoptera; Chrysomelidae.
UAGGAAGAUCAUUAUAUAAACAAUGUGGGUAAAAAGAAAAUAGAUUGUAGAUGUCAAGAUCAAUUCACAAUAUUGCUUUGCCUGAAAGGUAUGAGACCAGAUUAUAUGAAUCACCUGGCCUGGUUAUACAUCAUGACAAUAAACUAUGAAAAAUAAAAGUAUUUGUCUGUAUGUAUUCCCAAAAAGUCACGGCCUUAUCUCUAGGUAUAAAAACUUCCUGAAAGAUUUCAUGGUCGAAAAAUUACUGUCAUUCAGCACUGAUAAAAAAACCCGGUUUGUGUUUUGACUUGUGGUUUUGAUACUAGCUAGAUUUUUUUGAAGAUUGUUUUUGUUGAAGUUUUUGUUCAGUACUCUCUCAUUUGGGAAUGAAGUCAUUCAGCAUUUUGCCAUUUCUCAACCGAAAUGAUUCAUCUCCACCAGAGGAAACAACCAUUGUGGAGAUGGCUCAGUUGGUCAACUCCAAGAGGAGAGGAAUAACUAGUGGAGAAAAUUCGUCAACAUCCACAAGCUCAGCCAAUCAACAAAUAACAGAUGAAAUAGCAGCUUUAUUUGAAUGUCCAGUAUGCUUCGAAGUUGUACUACCACCCAUAAUGCAAUGCCAAGUGGGACACUUGGUAUGUGCUAGCUGCCGUCCCAAACUGUCUUGCUGCCCCACCUGCCGUGGAACACUAGGAAACAUUAGGAAUUUAGCCAUGGAGAAGGUAGCAAGUAAUUUAAUGUUUCCAUGCAAACACAAGUCUACAGGGUGUCGCAUGUCUCUAGGACUGAAUGAUAAGGCUGAGCAUGAGGAGAUUUGUGAAUUUCGGCCCUAUAGUUGUCCCUGCCCUGGUGCCUCCUGUUCUUGGCAGGGUCAACUAGAUAAAGUAAUGGUACACCUUCAACAUGCUCACAAGAAUAUCACAACUCUGAAUGGUGAGGACAUCGUGUUCUUAGCUACCGAGAUAAAUCUUGCUGGUGCUGUAGACUGGGUGAUGAUGCAGAGCUGUUUUGGACACCAUUUCAUGCUCGUAUUAGAGAAGCAAGAAAAAAGCGACGGACAUACUCAAUUUUUCGCUAUCGUUCAGUUAAUCGGAUCUCGUAAACAAGCCGAACAUUUUGCAUACAGGUUGGAAUUGAAUGGAAACAGAAGGCGCCUAAUCUGGGAAGCUAUGCCAAGAUCAAGCCAUGAAGGGGUAGCAUCAGCUAUUAUGGGCAGUGAUUGCCUAGUAUUUGACAACUCCAUAGCCCAACAUUUUGCUGAUAAUGGCAAUCUAGGCAUAAAUGUUACCAUUUCGCUAGUAUGCUGAAAAGUAUGAGUUUGUAUUUCCUCGUGAACGUGAAAGAAGUUAAAAUGAGACUUGGGUACAUUUUUUAUGCUUAUUAUGUAAAUAGAUAGGGUUUGAAUAUUAAACUGAUCAUAUUUAUCUAAUUAUCAUUAGUUUUGAAUGAGUAUUUAAAUUUGCGGGUGCCGAUGUACAUUGUUGUUAUGAUUUUUUGUAGAUAUAAAACGCCUCUUUGUAGUCCAUACCUUAAAGGAAAUAUUGAUGAACAAACAAUGAAAUUGAACUUCUUAGAAGGAGCUAUAAUGGUUAGUCACUUUUGGAAUAAAUCCUUUGGUAGCAUCUCCUGAACUCAGAAUCAGAGUUGUAUGAUGUACACACAAAAGUUACAUCAUGAUCUAUGACGUGAUAAUUUGUCAUGUUCCUAAAAUAUUGUGAAAAAUCUAAUAUCAGUUCAUAUGUCUUGAUGGCUCAGUAUAUGAAAUAGGGAAAAUAAUACAAUUUUCACAGUCUUACAUGGGUCUUAGGAAAUUAUUACUACCCACUUAAUUCAAUAUUUGAGUUUGGGAAAUUCCAAUGGGUACAUUGUGAAAGUGACCAACCUGUAUAAAUGCUGCAUUACAUAAUCAAGUUGGCCCCACCAUGAUAAUUUGUAAUAUGUUUGAGAUUACAAAAACGACAACAGAAUAUUUUGUGGUUUGCAUAAGUAGAAAUGGACUAUUAUUGCUUAUUUUGAUCUGUUCUGGUAUAUAGUUUAUGUUUAUUGUGACUGAUGUUGUAUUAUAGGUAAUUGUCUUAUUUAUAGAUGUGCUUUUGAAUAACACUGUCUCAUUUUUACUUUAUUUUACUUUCAUGAUGCCAGAGUUUAGUUAGUGUAAACGAAAUAAACUACAUGCAUUCAUCUUAUUUAUAUUUAUCUGUUAUAUUUUGGUUUUAUAAUCACUAUUAUUUUCCUACACAAUCACUAAAUGAUGAUACUAGGAAGAGAAAUCCUUUCCAUGUAUCUACUAUUUUUCAAUAAUUGUAUCCAAAUGCAAACAUUAUUAAAUUUAACUAAAGAUAUGUUCCAACUGGGACUAUUUCUAAAUGGAUAUUGAAUAACAUGUUAAUACCUCACAGCUGACAAAUUGAUUGUUGGUAAAUGCAUCAAAAUCGAUAAAAUCGACCCGACCUCAAAACAUGUUCGCUUUUAAAUAGGUACCAUGUGUCUAUUAUAUUUUGAUGGAAUUAUUAUAAAAAAACUAAGAAGGGGGUGUGUUUCAAUCACCCUAUCGAUAAUUUAAUGCGUUGAUUAAAAUAAUUUGAGAGAAAAAGUAACAAAUAAUUACCAGUUCUUCCCCUACUUAUAAAAAAAAAUUAUUGGAAUUAACCAAUUUGAAUUGUAAUAUUGCUAUCAGCUACAUGCUGCCAUCAUAUUGUAAUUUCAGAAAAUUCGCCUCUGAAAAUGAGAAUUGCUACAAAGUUUUUAUUGAAAUUGUGUGAUAUGUGGAUGAAAUUCAUGCCAAGAAGCAUGGAUCUUAAUUUAAUAUCACUGCACGUCUUGCUUUUGACCUUUGACCUGGUCUGCUUAGUGAAAGCAUUUUUAACUUCUACUAAGUAUUUGUUUUCUGUUUUGUUUUCAGCUCAAGUUGUUUAAUGUUCAUUUUUUCAUACUUCCUACGAUCAAUUCAUUUGUAGUUUAUCCCAUUAGACAUUAACUAACAAUUGUGAUAUAAAAGUACAGUAAUCAUAAAGUUUUUAUAUUUUCAUGAUGGACAUUGGGGAAUUUUAAAUCUAAUUCCACUUUAAGAUACCAUUGAAAGUUAUUUGUCUGGAGGACUAAGUGUAUUGGAUAAAAAUUGUAUCAAUAUAAGAUAGCCUUUGUUCAGCAUUUUUUUUGUAAUCAUAGUUUUUUUUUAUCAUUAUGAUAGUAUAUUCUUGUUCAACUAGCUUUAUAAGUACAAGUGUAAACAGUAAUUUGCAAUAAAAUACUGACUUG